Molecule: messenger RNA, 483 nt
Organism: Orycteropus afer afer
Lineage: Eukaryota; Metazoa; Chordata; Mammalia; Tubulidentata; Orycteropodidae
Source: RefSeq, a predicted model, not a curated record
AUGGCUCUGCCAGAGCCCAAGCCUGGGGACCUGAUUGAGAUUUUCCGCCCUUUCUACAGACACUGGGCCAUCUACAUUGGUGAUGGAUAUGUGAUCCACCUGGCCCCCCCAAGUGAAAUCCCUGGAGCUGGUGUGGCCAGUAUCAUGUCUGCCCUGACGGAGAGGGCCGUAGUGAAGAAGGAACUGCUGUACGAUGUGGCCGGACGGGACAAGUACCAGGUCAAUAACAAGCAUGAUGCCAAGUACCCACCACUGCCUCCCAGCAAAAUCAUCCAGCAGGCGGAGGAGCUGGUGGGGCAGGAGGUGCUGUACAAGCUGACCAGCGAGAAUUGUGAGCACUUUGUGAACGAGCUGCGCUACGGAAUCCCCCGCAGUGACCAGGUCAGAGAUGCUGUCAUGGUGGCUGGCUUCGCUGGAGCGGGCUUGGCAGCCAUGGGCCUUGUUGGAGUCAUAGUCUCAAAAUACAAGCGGCAGCAGCAAUAA